AUGAGCUUUGUUGGGCGCAGCUUCGUGGUUGCUUCCCUGGUGGCUCUGUGUCGAGCAGGUAGCAUUCGUGGCAGCAGCAGAGAGGAAGGACGCACUAUUUCUGUGGAGGAAGUUCAAGCCGGCUUGCAAGCUGCCAUGCAAACAGUGUUGGAUGGUGAUGACGACUCAAGGAUGCGUUCUGCUCGCAUUGAAGAGCGUGUGUGGCAAACAUUUCAGGCUCUACCCAAAAACGAUGUGGGUCGCUUGACCCCUCGCGGAGUUCGAUACUUGGUGCACAACUACUUCAUGAAAGAGCAUGGCUGGCUGAUUCAGGGCUUGGAUCCACAUGGAAAUCAGGCGAAUGUCUCUGAAGUUCAUGAGGUGAGCAUCUUGCGGGACAAGGCUCCUGCACUUGUUGAGUCAUUGUUGGAAGCACGGCGCUCCAAUCAUGGCCUGGCCCUGACAGACAUCGUCACCAUGAUUGCCGCGUUGGAACGAUUGAUAUUUGAUGAAUCUUUGGCUUUGCUUCGUGCAGCUUAUGCCUUCAACGAUGUCAGCAUGUUUGGAGAAGUGGAGCAGAGCCGGGUGCACGAUGUGCUCACUUCUUACCUUUUGCUCUUUCAGCUGGGCAGCAAAGGAAAUUUGUCUGAUGCACGGUUGCACCGUGCUUUGAAGGCCAGGGUCUCUCGUAGGGAUGACUGGCCUACGGUUGUGGAUUUCCAGAAGGAUGCGGUGAUGAAUUUCAACUAUGCCGAGAAAGACACCUCCAACCCUUUUGUCGAGCCGCGGUACACUUUCGAGGUAGGCCUGUUGGUGGGCCACUUUGUUCUUGGUGUGGCACAGCUGAAUGAGUCCGGUACAGACGGUGCCAGUGGCCGCCGUGGAAGGCCUCGCAAAGGAGAAUCAGUUCAGACGAAGGCUUCUGGACGCUUCGGGGGUCAAGCUCGAAAGACCUAUGGGGAGUGCACAACAGUGCUUGUGCCUGAGACUGGGCCUGUUCAAGAUGUCACGAAGAACUUCGUAGUUGUGCGAUGCGCAUACAAGAAGAAGAAAGCUUCCUUCGAGGGGGAGGAGGGAGUGACUUCGCUAUGGGUCUGCAAGACAUGCCUGUGGCACGAGAAAUGCCCCUCGCACAACCGCGCUUUGGCGCACAAGCUCGGCCCCGUGACCCACCAAGCGUGGUUGGAUUCUGGUCCUCUUAGACCUCGACGAGAACCAUGUGCUUUGGCUGAAAAUGUGAAGAAGCAAUUGCACGAAAUCACUCGCGCCACUCAUGGAAAUGCAAGGGUGAAGGCUUGUGAGCAGUUGCUUCCACAAGAGACCGUAGCUUCUUUAGCUAUGACUGGGGUGACCUUGGCCAAAACUUACUGCUCCUUCCAGAUGUGGGAUAGUUUGGAGGAAGCAGAGCCAGGAGGGCAGCCUCUGAAUUUGGAACGGGCCAAAUUGCUCGAAGCCCUGGAGAUUGUUGAAACUCAGUCUUCUUUCUCACGAGCAAAUCAUCCUCGCCGGAAUGAGCUUUUAGCGUAUGUUUCCAGUGGCGCUUACAAAGGCACGAACCGGCAAGAAGUGGCCAAGAUUUUGAAGACGCUAUACCGCCAGUGCUGUGACCAUGCCCUUGCUAUGGCGCGGAAUUCCUUGUGCACAUUGACCUUUGAUGGCAUGUUCAACCAGGGCUACAACAUGACCAACUUUUGGGCUGUGAAUGCUGGGUGCAGGCACCACUUGCGCGCAAAGGACUUUUCGUGGAAAGUGCAAGAUGCUGCGACCCUAGCAAAUGAAGUAGCUGGCCUUGCCAAUAGCUUGGGCGUGGAGAUGAUUGCCUGCGUAUGCACCGACAGGCCGAGAGUGAUGAGAGCUGCGCGCAGGGGCUUCCUCAAGAGAACUUCGCGGAUCACCUGGUGCUUUUGCUUGGAGCAUGGUGGCCACACUUUGGCCAAAAAGCUGCUGAAAGUUUUCCCAUGGAUGCAUAAAGCUUCGAAGGAUUUGAAGAAAAUGCUGGCGUUUCAGUCUCGCAAGAAGAGGCUUCGCUGCUUACUCCGCGACCGAAUCGCUCGGUCCAGCAAGCCCAGGAAGAUUCACUUGAAAGUGCCUCGUUCUACACGUUUCUGCUCUAUGCAAGCCAGCGGCGUGGCCUUCAUGUGGAACCUUGAGGACAUUCAAGCCUUCAAGAGCAUGAAAGCUGGUGAGGGCGGUGACGAGUUUGUCCGCGUGAUCCACGACCGGAACCUGACUAAUCCCAUUGGUCGAUUGACGCUAUUCCUGCAGCCCCUCACCACAUUUGUUCGAAUGGCAGGGCGAGGUGUCAUGUCUGAGGCGGUGAUGCUUUGGUACAACAUGGAGACCCAGAUGGACUUUCUCACUGGCAAGUUUGACUUUGUGCGCCGGGGUGAGGCGAACGAAGCUUUGACAGAGAGGCGCCACCUGUGGCGUCAGUGGACAGAGCACUACCGUGAUGGAGGCCUAGCCCCUGGACGAAAAGAAGACAAAGUGAAAGACCCGGGCUUCCUUCAGGAUGCUCACUAUUGUGCCUUUUUGCUUGACCCACGCAUGUAUCAGCUAGCGAGGCAGCAUGCUCGUACUGCACCUUCUCUUCGCAAGGGCCUUCCUCGAGCCAAUCUCCACGAGGUGCGUGUCGCCUGUGCAGAUCGCAUGGUUCCCUACUUGCAUACCUUCUUUGCAAACAAUGCCUACGCCUUGGGGCGUGCAAUUGCAGAGUGGCAGGACAGCGGUGAAACCAGAAAUCAGCCUGGUUCUCCUAUAUGCGACUUUGAGGGACGCAAAGGGGUCUUUGCAAAUGUCGACUUCCGAGUGCAGCUUGAUGACGACAUGCAAUCCUGGUGGCGGCGAACCAAAUCGACUUGGCUGUCAGAGGUUGCGCUCCACGUCGCGGCCAUGUGCCCGACCAACCAAGCUGCUGAACAUGGGUGGGCUCACUUGUGCCGAGUCACAACGCCAGUGCGAAACAGAUUGUCAAUGGAUACGCGUUCGAUGCUCGCAACAGUGCAGCAUCAUGCCCACCACGUGCAUCCUUAUGUGCAAAACCAGGCUCCUGCUCAGAGCCAGAAGAAGCGCAAAAGCUGGGUACCACCUUCGCUCCGCUUUGAUGUGAAGCUGACAAUCGAAGAUUGUCGAAGGCACGCAGGUGCGGAUGGCGCCGAGCUGGGGCCUGGAAAGCUGCAAUCGCCUCUUGAAGCCGAUGAUGUGGACUCCAUGGACAGUCACUCCAGCUCGUCAACCUCUGAGGAGGACUCCUCGGACGAGUCUCAGGGUUCGGAAGGCGACGUGCCGCCUUGUGUGCCUUGCGAUCCUUUUGUCCAAGUUUCCGAAGAUGACUUGGAGCACAACCUUCGCAGUGAGAUGUGA
Durusdinium trenchii is the source of this 3342-nucleotide messenger RNA. Lineage: Eukaryota; Dinophyceae; Suessiales; Symbiodiniaceae. The record is from the annotation of a GenBank genome assembly.